AAAAAGGCAAUUUAAUUUCGAUAGCCAGAGAAACACAGGACGAGAGAGAGAGAGAGAGAGAGAGAGAGAGAGAGAGAGAGAGAGAGAGGAAGUAGAAGGAAAAGGAGAAGAGGAGAAAUGGAGGUGUUUGAACAUGAUUUCUUGGAGGAGUUACUGGCUCUAAGAAGAGAAGCAUGGGAGACGAUUCCAAGUCCAAAUGAAGAAAACCAACUCUUCUUGCCUGAUGCUCAUAAUAGUUUGGACUGUUUUGAUCCAAACUCUCUUGCUCUUCUCCCAAAUUCUUUCUCUGAUCAACAGGUGCCUCAAAGUUACAAUUACUACAGUAGCUUCAACGAAAUCUACAACUCAUUACUUGAUGAGUUCUCGACUCCCCAGAUUAUAGGUUCAUCACCCUACACCACUCUUGAUACCAAUUCUUCACUUAGUACCCCUCCUUUUCUGGUUCAAGAAGAGCAUAACCCUUUGUCAUCCAUGAUGGAAGAGGAGGGCUUGUUUGGAGAAGAGCUUCAGAGCUUGGACCUCAAAACGACAUGUAAGAUGGAGCCGAUCAGCCCUUCCCCUGUCGAAAUGCCUGUCUUUGACACGGGCACUUGUACUUUGGAAAGAAAGAAUCGACCCAAGAAACUUCUAGGACAGCCCUCCAAGAAUCUAAUGGCCGAGAGACGACGAAGAAAGAGGCUAAAUGAUCGUCUCUCCAUGCUAAGAUCUAUUGUCCCAAAGAUUAGCAAGAUGGAUAGGACAUCUAUACUUGGAGACACGAUAGACUACAUGAAAGAACUUCUGGACAAGAUUAAAAAUUUGCAGCAAGAAACAGACUUGGAUUCAAAUGUGGUGGGUGUUUUGAAAGAUGCGAAACCAAAUGAAAUCAUAGUGAGAAAUUCACCGAAGUUUGAUGUGGAGAGAAGGAAUGCGGACACGAGGGUUGAUAUAUGCUGUGCAGGGAAGCCAGGCUUGUUGCUAUCUACAGUGAACACCCUGGAAGCUUUGGGGCUUGAUAUUCAGCAAUGCGUUAUCAGCUGCUUCAACGAUUUUACGAUGCAGGCUUCUUGCUCAGAGGAAUUGGAGCAGAGGACAAUAAUUGGUUCAGGAGACAUAAAGCAAGCGUUAUUUAGAAGCGCAGGAUACGGAGGGAGAUGCUUGUGACUUGUGAGAAUAAAAUAUUGAAAUGUGAAGAAAGGAAAGACAGCAACUACUGCACUUUUGUUUUCUGUAGGAGAAGGGUUCUUUAUGAUUAUUUGAUUCCAAAGAGGGUUAUAAGUAAAAGAUGUAGCUAAAUUCUUUUCUCCUGAAUCCAUGAAAGUAGUCGAUAUCGUUUCUUCAUCAGAAUAGAAGCAACAAAUGCCUUCUGUUUUCAUUGGCUUUAAUUA
Prosopis cineraria is the source of this 1367-nucleotide messenger RNA. RefSeq names its product transcription factor bHLH93-like. NCBI's taxonomy places the organism in Eukaryota, Viridiplantae, Streptophyta, Magnoliopsida, Fabales, Fabaceae. The transcript has 4 exons. The record is from RefSeq and is a predicted model, not a curated record. Gene Ontology annotation, cellular component: nucleus. Gene Ontology annotation, biological process: regulation of DNA-templated transcription. Gene Ontology annotation, molecular function: DNA-binding transcription factor activity; protein dimerization activity; sequence-specific DNA binding. Bases 118 to 1143 code for a protein of 341 amino acids.